GAUGACAUUGUUAUUUACGCAGACACACUCGAAGAACAUGAAAGAAAAUUUAAUAAUUUAGCUGAACGACUUAGAAACGCAAAUCUUCAUUUACAACCAGACAAAUGCGAAUUCUUACGACCGGAAGUAGGAUAUUUAGGACACAUUAUCGAUAAAAAUGGUGUUCGACCCGAUCCAAGGAAAAUUAUUGCGAUUAAAAAUUUUCCUAUACCGAAAACAACAAAGAACAUUAAACAAUUUUUAGGAUUAGCAGGAUAUUAUAGAAGAUUUAUUGAAAAUUUUUCUAAAAUUGCACAUCCACUAAACCAACUUUUAAAAAAGGAUACACCUUUUAUUUGGUCAGACAAACAACAAUUAGCUUUUGACACAUUAAAACAACAUUUAUGCGAAGAACCUCUUUUACAAAGACCAGAUUUUUCCCAACCCUUCGUGCUUACAACAGACGCAUCAGGUUACGCGAUUGGAGGAAUACUUUCACAAGGGAAAAUAGGAAAAGACAAGCCUAUUGCAUAUGCAUCUCGAAGCUUAAGCGAUACGGAAAAGAAAUAUGACACUUACGAGAAGGAAGCAUUAGCUAUUAUUUUUUGCGUAUCUCAUUUUCGACCAUAUUUAUACGGUAGAAAAUUUACUUUAGUAACUGAUCAUAAACCAUUAGUAUGGUUUCAAAAUUCGAAGGAUCCUUGUUCACGUGUUUCGCGUUGGAGAUUAAAAUUAGCAGAAUAUAACUAUGAAGUAGUGUACAAGGCAGGUAAAAUGAACGUGAAUGCAGACGCUCUUUCAAGAAAUCCAAUUCCUAACGAAGAAGAAUUAUUUAGAAAUCAAAAGGUGCUCGACGAUGAUACAUUUUUAACAUUCGGGGAUAAUAAAAAAUCAAGUGAAAAUAUUCGCGAUAGUGAUAAUAAUACGUCUACAUUAUUACUCUUAUUAACUACUCUUCUUAACCCAAUACUUAGUGAUUACAUUACAAACACACAAUGGAAAACCAUUCUCACUAGGGCACAACGAAAAUUAGAAGAAACGGGAAUUCAAGAAAAACUUACGGAAAACGUAGAAAAAAUAUUGCAGCCCAUUAUCAAGAGGUCAAGAGGUCGUCCUAAAAAAUUAAAAAAUAAACUUCCCAUACAAGAAGACAAGGUUGGUACCAAAAGAAGAGGAAGGCCGAGGAAAGACAAGAAGCCAAUCUCAAAAGCUGAAGAAGAAACUGAUCCAGAAUACUUUGAUGAAUUAAGAAGAAAUAAACGACUUAAAAAGACAAAGGGGAAGAAGAGAAACAAAAUCGUAAUUCAAGAAAAACCAAAUGAAGACAAUGAAACUUACUUUUCAUCAACAGAAGAUGAUAGUUCAGAAGAAGAUGACGACAUAUUCGAAGAAUCCCUCGAUGAAGAAUUUUAUGAAGAAGAAAAUGAAAUCUUUCAAGACGCCAUGGAUAACGAAGAAAUUUUUGAAGAAAAAGAUAAAAUACAAGAAAGUGAAAUUGAAGAAAAUAACAAAGACAAAGGGCGUAAUCUAAGAAGAAAAGAAGAAAUUACUCAAGCACCUCCUGUUCAAGAAAAACAAUCUACGAGUAAUAAAAUUUUGAUAGAAUGUCGUGACCAAUUAACAAUGCGAAAAGACAAUUAUUUAUAUUUUGUAAGUACUAACGGUACCCCUCUCGACAAUGGAUCUAAAAGUUUAACAAAAAAAUCAAUUCUACCCAAAUUUAAUAAUUUACAAAAAGGUUUAGUAAAAGAAUUUAAAAAGGGAAAAUAUUAUCAUUUUGCACUUCCAAUUCAAGAAAAUGUCAAAGAAAACUUAACUGAUACUCUAAAUACAAUCAAAUCAUGUUUUAACUCUUUACUUUCAAUUAGUGAUAAACUAAACAUUCGCAGUAUUAGUAUAGCAAAAACAUCUCAAAUUAAUCACAUUCCUUGGGAAGAUAUUAAAAUUUUAAUUCAAGAUAUUUUUUCAAAAUCUAAAACAAAAUUUAUAAUUUGUAAUGGGAUUACGCAAUACCCUAAUAAAGAAAUUAGACAACAGAUAUUAGAAGAAAAUCAUUCAUCGGCAAUCGGAGGCCAUAAGGGAGUAACAAAAACUUUAGCUAGAAUUCGUCAAAAAUAUUAUUGGGAAAAUUUAAAAAUAGAUAUUCAAAAAUACAUAAACGGAUGUUUACAAUGUCAAUUAAAGAAAUUAGUUCGCGUAAAAACUAAAAAUCCAAUGAUUAUCACAGACACACCUACAACUGCUUUUGAAAAAAUUUCUAUGGAUAUUGUAGGACCUUUUAACCCUCCAACUAAAUCUGGCAACACGUACAUUUUAACAAUUCAAGAUAACUUUACAAAAUACUCUUUAGCAAUCCCUUUACCUAAUCAUCAAGCUGCUACAAUAGCAGACGCAUUCGUGAAAAAAUUCAUUUGCAUAUUCGGUUCACCUAAAGGCGUACUAACAGACCAGGGAAGAGACUUUUGA
Messenger RNA from Leptopilina heterotoma, 2445 nucleotides. RefSeq lists its product as uncharacterized. Gene Ontology annotation, biological process: DNA integration. Gene Ontology annotation, molecular function: nucleic acid binding. Lineage: Eukaryota; Metazoa; Arthropoda; Insecta; Hymenoptera; Figitidae. The transcript has a single exon. The annotation marks the transcript as partial. The record is from RefSeq and is a predicted model, not a curated record.